UGCACAGCCCAGAACCACAGACAUAGCGAGAGAGAGAGAGAGGGGUGAAAAGGCUAACCAUGCAGUCCUCAGUACUAUCACGCUUCAGCCACCCUCUAGCAUGGAGCCCACCUGGCCACAUCCUCAACCACCACCUCUCCACCCCUCCUAACCACCCUUCUCUCACUUUCCGGCGGCGGCUACAACCCAUCUCCGCCGUAGCAUCACCACCAACACCAAGAUUACGUCGUCAGAUGACCCACUCAAUGCCUCCUGAAAAAAUAGAAGUCUUCAAGUCACUGGAGAGCUGGGCCUCCCAAUGGGUCCUACCCCUCCUCAAGCCCGUCGACCAGUGCUGGCAACCCCAGGAUUUCUUACCCGACCCGACAUUACCGUUCGACGCAUUCACCGAUGAGGUUCGGACCCUCCGAGAGAGGACAGCUGGGCUGCCCGACGAGUACUUUGUGGUGCUCGUGGGUGAUAUGAUCACGGAAGAUGCAUUGCCCACGUACCAGACCAUGAUCAACACGCUUGAUGGGGUCCGAGAUGAGACCGGGGCGAGUUUGUGCCCGUGGGCCGUAUGGACCCGGUCCUGGACUGCGGAGGAGAAGCGCCAUGGUGAUUUGCUCCGAACGUUUUUGUAUCUCUCGGGUCGGGUUGAUAUGUUGAUGGUUGAGAAAACCGUGCAGUACUUAAUUGGAUCUGGCAUGGACCCCGGGACAGAAAACAAUCCGUACUUGGGCUUCGUGUACACAUCAUUCCAAGAGCGCGCCACGUUCAUCUCUCACGGCAACACGGCGCGCCUAGCCAAGGAGAGCGGGGAUCCAGUGCUUGCGCGCAUAUGUGGAACAAUCGCAUCAGACGAAAAGCGCCACGAGAACGCCUACGCUCGGAUCGUCGAGAAGCUCCUCGAGGUGGACCCAAGUGGGGCCAUGAUAGCCAUAUCAGACAUGAUGCGGAAGAAGAUCACCAUGCCAGCCCACCUUAUGUACGAUGGUCGUGACCCAAAGCUCUUCGAGCACUUCUCUGCAGUGGCACAGAGAUUAGGGGUUUACACUGCCGAUGAUUACGCAGACAUUCUCGAAUUUUUGAUUGGACGGUGGAGAUUGGAGAAACUGGAAGAGUUGAAUGCUGAGGGAAGGCGUGCACAGGACUUCGUGUGUGGGUUAGCACCUAGGAUUAGGAAGCUGCAGGAGCGAGCCGAUGAGAGGGCGCGGAAGAUGGAGCCGCAUGGAGCGAGCUUCAGCUGGAUUUUCAAUAAAGAAGUGGCCCUGCUUUGAUCCCCAAAAUGUGUAAGCAUCAUAAUGCAUCAAGUUUUAUGUUCUGAACUAUAUGUAAUAUGUACAUGGCUUUUUCGAAUUUAGAGCCAACUUUUAAUACGGGAUCUAUAUAUUCAAAAAUAUACUUUGUCAAA
Messenger RNA from Camellia sinensis, 1393 nucleotides. It is a transcript of the gene FTM1, whose product is annotated as Plant stearoyl-acyl-carrier-protein desaturase family protein. Gene Ontology annotation, cellular component: chloroplast stroma. Gene Ontology annotation, molecular function: stearoyl-[ACP] desaturase activity. NCBI's taxonomy places the organism in Eukaryota, Viridiplantae, Streptophyta, Magnoliopsida, Ericales, Theaceae. Gene Ontology annotation, biological process: fatty acid biosynthetic process. The record is from RefSeq and is a predicted model, not a curated record.